This is a messenger RNA of Coniosporium apollinis CBS 100218, 918 nucleotides long. RefSeq names its product BEM46 family protein. Lineage: Eukaryota; Fungi; Ascomycota; Dothideomycetes. The record is from RefSeq and is a predicted model, not a curated record. Gene Ontology annotation, cellular component: membrane. Bases 1 to 918 code for a protein of 305 amino acids. Gene Ontology annotation, molecular function: palmitoyl-(protein) hydrolase activity. The transcript has 4 exons.
AUGGCAUCUUACUUAUCCUACCUGCGGGUUCCCGUUCUUGUAUCGUCUGGCGUCACAGCACUGCUCAGUGGACUGUUGUAUUUCAAGCAGAACGAGAUUAUAUACCCCCGCAGCCUCCCUCCAGGCGCCCGUACCGAUGUCCCGCGCCCGCCCCAGUUCGGCAUAAGCGACUUCGAGGAGCUCAUGAUACCGACCCCGGACGGCGAGUCCCUGAGCGCCUUCUUCAUCAGACCGGAAAACAAGCGGCAUGCGCGGAACAUCACCAUCCUUAUGUUCCACGGCAAUGCGGGCAACAUCGGACACCGGCUGCCAAUCGCUAAGGUUUUGCAUGACGACCUGGGCUGCAACGUUCUCAUGCUCCAAUACCGGGGGUACGGGAUGUCGACAGGGACGCCCAAUGAGAAGGGGUUGAUGGUGGACGCGCAAACGGGGCUGGACUAUGUCCGGCAACGAGCCGAGCUCAAGGACACGAAAAUCGUGUUUUACGGACAGAGCUUGGGAGGUGCUGUCAGUAUUGGACUCGCAGCUCGCAACCGGAAUGAGGGCGAUAUUGCAGCUAUCGUAUUAGAGAACACUUUUCUCAGCAUAAGAAAGCUCAUUCCAAGUGCUUUCCCUCCAGCAAAAUAUCUAGCGCCUCUAUGCCAUCAGUAUUGGCCAAGCGAGGAGAUGCUACCACAAGUCACCCCCAGUAUACCGAUCCUCUUCCUCAGUGGGUCGAAGGAUGAGAUCGUCCCGGCAACCCAAAUGCGCCAGCUCUACGACAUCUGUCGGUCCGAUGUCAAAAUAUUCAAGGAAUUCCCUAACGGGACCCACAACGACACUGUAGCCGAGCCAGGCUACUUCAACUACAUCGAAGAGUUCUUGCGUCAGCAUGUCAUCCGCACUCUCCGCAGCCGUACUGAGAAGCCCGAGGAAUGA